Ogataea philodendri is the source of this 1527-nucleotide messenger RNA. RefSeq lists its product as uncharacterized. The coding region runs from base 1 to 1527 and encodes 508 amino acids. Gene Ontology annotation, molecular function: iron ion binding; monooxygenase activity; oxidoreductase activity, acting on paired donors, with incorporation or reduction of molecular oxygen. Lineage: Eukaryota; Fungi; Ascomycota; Pichiomycetes; Pichiales; Pichiaceae. The record is from RefSeq and is a predicted model, not a curated record. The transcript has a single exon.
AUGUUGGCUCAGUUUGUUGCCCAAUACCACGAAGAGCUGCUCACCACGCUCCAGGCGUCGGCGAUCAGCUUCCUGAUCUACUAUUUUGUGCUAUAUCCUAUCUAUUUCCACCCUUUGGCCAGAAUUCCAGGACCUAAACUAUGUGCCUUAACAAAAUACUGGAUUCUGUAUAUCAGCUGGUCUGAGCAAAGAAACAGGUACGUGCACAGAUUGCACGAGGAGUACGGCCCAAUUGUCCGUGUUGGACCAGACGAGGUCGACAUCUCCGACGCAGAGUACAUGAAAGACAUCUACGUCGAUAACUUUGAUAAAACCAGCUUCUACACGCAGUUUGCCGACUUUGGCUCCUUCAACACGUUCUCAACUGUUGACAAAAAAUCCCACAGACAGAGCAGAAAGGUGUCGGCCAAGUUGUACUCGAAAUCAACAGUGGUUUCGGAGCCGUUCCAGGUAAAAGUCAGAAGUGUCAUGUCUGAUCUGUUAAAAGUGCUCGACGAAAACCAGGAGAAAACACUCAACACUUUCUAUCUCUGGUCGAUUAUGGCAAUGGACACCAUCUCUGGUUUUGCGUUUGGAUCUAAAGUAAGCAAAAGACUGCUUAGGGAUCCGUUUGGGGAAGGUGCAUCCACAGUGGUAGCAUUCAUGACCCAAUCUUCAGCCUGGUUCUGGACCACCCAGCUGCCUCAAUUUAGAAGAUGGGUGAUUCCAGCGUACAUUAAUGAGGCCUCCAAUGUGGCCUGUCAGUGGAUCAGUGAACAGUUUGCCGAUAGCCUGGAUAAAAACGACGAAACUUCGUCCUCAUUGGUUGGCGUCCUGCUUGGAGAACCCGGUGCAAAGGUGUUUGAUUCAAACAGAGCAAAGUCCGAGAUCUUUGACCACAUUGCUGCUGGACACAACACCACAGGAACCACGUUGAGUUUCUACUUCUACGAGCUUGCAAGAGACACUAAAAAGCAAGACCGUCUUAGAGAAGAGCUGAAACAGUUGAACGGUGGAAAUCUUGCAACCAACGACUACUCUUCGUCUCUUUACUCAGAUAUCGAGGAGCUACCAUAUCUUUCUGCUCUGACGCAGGAAGUUUUCCGUAUUUAUGCCGCCAUUCCGGGACAGGAGCCGCGCAAGGCUCCAAAGAACGGGUUCUGGUGGAGAGGGUCCAAAGAGACUCCUCGCACUUUCAUUCCUGAAGGGAAAACCGUGGUGAUGCAACCAUGGUCUUUACACAGAGAUCCGGUUUUGUUUGAGGACCCGGAGCUGUUCAAUCCCGACAGAUGGCUCAUUGACGACGAACAGAAACUCAAGGCCAUGAACAAACAAAUGAUGCACUUCGGCUAUGGCGCCCGGAUGUGUCUUGGUUUACACAUCGCGACAUGUGAAAUCAAACUCUGUGUUGCCAAUGUUAUCAGUCGCUACCGUGUUUCUCUGGACGACAGCUACGAUUAUGCCAACAACGUCCAAAUGAAAGACAUCUAUACCACUAUACCGAAAUCCAGAGACGUGCCUUUGAUUUUUAGCGGUUUGGAGAAAUGA